This is a messenger RNA of Colletotrichum abscissum, 783 nucleotides long. RefSeq lists its product as uncharacterized. The record is from RefSeq and is a predicted model, not a curated record. The coding region runs from base 1 to 783 and encodes 260 amino acids. NCBI's taxonomy places the organism in Eukaryota, Fungi, Ascomycota, Sordariomycetes, Glomerellales, Glomerellaceae. The transcript is spliced from 2 exons.
AUGCGUUACACCACUCUCACCGUUCUCGCUAUUGCCCUUCUCACGGGUAAUGCCUUGACUGGUAAGUACUCUCACGGACAUCGUAUAGAGUCACCUCCUCCUCCCAAGCCCAACAACCGCAGAGCCGUGAACCCUCAGGCUGCUCCUCCCCCUCCUCCCAAGGACAACACGCCUCCCCCUCCUAAGCCCAACGGUGCCAGAGCUAUCAACCCGAACCAGCAGCCCCCUCCCCCUCCCGCCAACGACAACACUCCCCCUCCUCCUAAGCCCAACAACCGCCGGGCGGUGAACCCCAACCAACAGGCCCAGGCUCCUCCUCCUCCUCCCGCCAACGACAACACUCCUCCUCCCCCCAAGCCCAACGGAGCGAGAGCAAUCAACCCCAACCAACAGCCUCCCCCUCCCCCGGCCAACAACGAGCAGCCUCCUCCCAAGCCCAACAACCGCAGAGCGGUCAACCCUCAGGCCGCUCCUCCUCCUCCGCCCAAGGACAACAACACCCCUCCUCCUCCUAAGCCGAAUAACGCCAGAGCCGUCAACCCCAAUGCGCAGGCGCCCCCUCCUCCUCCCGCGGAGAACCAGCAGGCUCCUCCUCCCAAGCCUAACAACGCCGCUAGGGCCGUGAACCCGAACCAGCAGGCUCAGGCUCCUCCUCCUCCCCCGGCUAAUGACAACACCCCUCCUCCUCCCAAGCCCAACGGCGCUCGGGCUGUCGACCCCAACCAGAGACCCCCUCCUCCUCCUCCUGCCACUAACCAGCAGGCUCCUCCUCCUGCUAUCUAA